UUUUGUGAAAAUCCAAAUCAGUGCCAAAACAACAGACCGAAAAAUACACCGUCCAGUCUUCUGGAUCGCUGCCCAUAUUUGUCUUGCGACCCCGUCCCGUCUUAUUACUCAACCGCAACACCGCUGAACCGCUCCAGUCUCGGUCGAGCCGCGCACCCGUCGACAUCAGUUGAGAAUAGAUAUUUAUUGGCCGAUCCUGGGUGAGAUGUUACGUCUUCUCUCUAACACAUUUACAAGAUUUUCCUCAAAGGCGAUUCGUCUUGUUCAAGGGACAUCGGCCGCCGAACCGCCUUCGUUUCGGUUUAGAGCCUUGGCCACUGGCUCCAUGGAGAAGACUGAGUUCACGAAAGAAGAGCUGAGGAAGCGGCUCGACCCGAUCCAGUACCAUGUCACUCAAGAAAAAGGAACGGAAAGGCCGUUCACGGGCAAAUUCAACAAGACGUACGACGAAGGUAUUUACACGUGCGUCGUCUGCGGCGAGAAGUUAUUUUCGUCCAAGACCAAAUUUGAUUCCGGGUGCGGUUGGCCAGCUUUUAACGACGUUCUCAAUAAGGGACUCGUCAAACUUUCUAAAGACACGUCAAAUGUUGGAGCCAACCUACUGUUAUUGAUCGCAAACCCAGGUCGAAUCCGGACUGAAGUGCAAUGCGCCAAAUGCGACUCUCAUCUAGGGCAUGUUUUCGACGACGGGCCCAAACCUACUGGGAAACGAUUUUGCAUCAACAGCGCCUCUUUAAAUUUCAUCCCUAAGGACAAAGAAUCAUGAAGAUAAUGGAAUGACAGGACAGACUGUAAAAAAAAGCAUAUGUACUUUUAUGACACAAGUUUUAAAAAAAUUGUUGGUCCAUAAGAAAAGAGUAUUGCCAGCUUUAAAUAUAAUAAGUAGAAAGCAAAUGAAAGUACUUGUGCUUUUUAUAAUUCACACUUUUAUGUUUUUUUAUUUGUUUUUUGAGAAAACUAUUAUUUAUACUUCAAUAUUUAUUGUAUAGAUAAAAUGCAACCAUUUAUUUUUUUACUUUCAACUAAAUCUAGUCUCUGAGAAAGUUAAAAUUUAAGUCAUUAUAAAUUAAAAAAAUAUAUAUAUUUAUCAAAUUUAACUGUGUGUAAAAUAAAUAAAAAAUCAUAGAAGGGGGAAGGCAAUAUCAUUUUGUAUUAACUAUUUGAGCAGAGUGAACCUAUUUUUACUAUUUGUAAUUUAGUUUUUACAGCACUUGAAAGUUACAAAUGUUGAAAUUAUUACAAUGAAAUUAUGUGAAAAGAUGUGAUAAUAGAAAUCAUAUGAUCGAUUUACUGGUUGCAUUGUGUUACAAUUUUAAAUGAAGCAAUAUUAAAUAUAGUUAAUUUAUUUGCUUAGAAUUUGUAAGGCUUACUCUGUACGCAAUUACGAAUUAUGUUUUAAAUUGUCUUUGUAUAGACAAAAUUGAUUGUACUAUUUACCUUGAGACUAAAAUUUUUCUAUAGAUGCUAUUUUUUAUAUAAGUCGAUAGAGGGCAUUUUUAACGUCAACAUAAUGUCCUUAACCCAAUGUAUGUAAAUUAUUUACUUUGAUGUUGUUUUCCUAUCAUGAAAAGAAAAUUAUUUAUUUUGUC
Messenger RNA from Cimex lectularius (bed bug), 1589 nucleotides. It is a transcript of the gene SelR, whose product is annotated as methionine-R-sulfoxide reductase B1. Gene Ontology annotation, cellular component: cytoplasm. The transcript has 4 exons. The coding region runs from base 206 to 766 and encodes 186 amino acids. Gene Ontology annotation, biological process: protein repair; response to oxidative stress. Gene Ontology annotation, molecular function: peptide-methionine (R)-S-oxide reductase activity. NCBI's taxonomy places the organism in Eukaryota, Metazoa, Arthropoda, Insecta, Hemiptera, Cimicidae. The record is from RefSeq and is a predicted model, not a curated record.